AUGACAAGUAGCAGCAUGGUUCCAUUCCAAGUUCCAAUCCUCAACAAUAACAACUAUGACAAUUGGAGUAUCAAUAUGAAAGCUCUUCUUGGUGUGCAAGAUGUUUUGGAGAUAGUAGAGAAAGGUCACACAGAGACAGAGAAUAAGGAUAGUCUCUCUCAAACUCAAAGAGAUAGUUUGAGAGACUCAAGAAAGAGAGAUAAGAAGGCUCUCUAUCUAAUCUAUCAAGGAUUAAAUGAUGAUGCUUUCGAGAAGGUUUUGAAAGCAAAGUCGGUGAAAGAAGCGUGGGAGAAGUUUCAAACCUUAUAUAAGGGAAUAGAUCCGGUCAAGAAGGUAUGUCUUCAAACUUUAAGAGCUAUAAUGGUCACCAAUCAACUUAAGAGAAAUGGUGAAAAGCUUGAUGAUGUAAAAAUUAUGGAGAAAAUUCUUAGAUCAUUAGAUCCAAAGUAUGAACAUAUUGUCACGAUAAUCGAAGAAACAAGAGACUUGGAGGCUAUGACCAUUGAGCAACUUUUGGGCUCGUUACAAGCUUAUGAAGAAAAGAAAAGGAAGAAGGAAGGGAUCAUGGAGCAACUACUCAAGACACAAGUUAACUCAAUGGUGAGCAUCAAGGAGCUUGAUGAAUCAGUGAGCUGCAACGUGGCCUUUGGAGAUUAA
This is a messenger RNA of Glycine soja, 657 nucleotides long. RefSeq lists its product as uncharacterized. The record is from RefSeq and is a predicted model, not a curated record. The transcript has a single exon. NCBI's taxonomy places the organism in Eukaryota, Viridiplantae, Streptophyta, Magnoliopsida, Fabales, Fabaceae. Bases 1 to 657 code for a protein of 218 amino acids.